Molecule: messenger RNA, 1343 nt
Organism: Plodia interpunctella (Indianmeal moth)
Lineage: Eukaryota; Metazoa; Arthropoda; Insecta; Lepidoptera; Pyralidae
Gene: U2A
Product: U2A
Exons: 6
Coding region: 188-964 (258 amino acids)
Biological process (GO): mRNA splicing, via spliceosome
Cellular component (GO): U2 snRNP
Molecular function (GO): protein binding; U2 snRNA binding
Source: RefSeq, a predicted model, not a curated record
AAAGCACAAGCCAACCAUCCAUACCAGCCAACGUAUUUUCUUACGUCAAGUAAUUGAGUCAAUAAAAAAUAAACAUCAAACAAAACAUACCUUCGCCAUCGCCGGAAGAUUUUUGAUAACGUGCUUGUAAUAAAAAUUAAACUUUUGUUGUGAUUGUGAAUUUAGUAGGUACCUAUAUGCAGCAAAAAUGGUGAAGCUUACAAACGAGUUAAUACAAAAUUCCAUGCAGUAUAUGAAUCCUUGCAGAGAUCGCGAGUUGGAUCUUAGAGGUUAUAAAAUCCCACAAAUUGAAAAUUUGGGAGCGACGUUGGAUCAAUUUGAUACAAUAGAUUUUUCUGACAACGACAUCAGAAAGCUUGAUGGAUUUCCUUUAUUGAAAAGGCUAAAAUGUAUGUUAUUAAACAACAACAGAAUUGUACGAAUUGGCGAGAACUUAGAACAAUAUAUACCAAACUUGGAGACCCUUGUUUUAGCAAAUAACAACAUAACAGAGCUGGGUGAUCUCGAUCCAUUGGCAACUUUGCCGAAAUUACGUACUCUAUCGCUAAUGCACAAUCCAGUUGCUAAUAAACAACACUACAGAGCAUAUAUUGCUUUCAAGCUGCCAGGUCUAAGACUAUUAGAUUUCAGAAAAAUCAAGCAGAAAGAGAGAGAUGACGCCAAUACACUCUUCAAGAGCAAGAAAGGGAAAGAAAUUCAGAAGGAAAUAACCAGGAAGGCUAAAACAUUUGUUCCUGGUGGAAAUGUGCCUGAUCCUAAAGUUACCAAUCUCACUCCACAAGAGAUCCACAAAAUCAGAGAGGCAAUCAAAAACGCGUCAUCCUUGCAAGAGGUGGAGAAGUUGACAAGAAUGCUGCAGUCAGGGCAGAUACCUGGACAGAAGCCAUUGCAGCCACAGUCACAGAACAAUGGCCAACAAGAGGAUGAUGAAGAGAUGGAAACAGAUCAAACCAAUGGCCAAUGAAGUAAGAAUUGACCAGCAAAGCUGUCAAAAAGCUGACAAGAUAGAUACUAUGGUUUUACUUUUAGUUUUGUAGCAGAUAAGAGUCAAUUUAUGUUAAGCUGUUUAGAACUGAUUACUACACUUGGUACUGGUGGAACAGAUACUACAUGGGUACUUCUGGCUGGACUAACAAUAAAAAUCAGGCAGAUGUCAGCUGUUUUAGGCAUCUAGACAUCCACUUGACUUAAAAAAAUCGAGAUUAUUGGUAGUGCAGAAACAGGGAACUGAAGUUGAUUAACUCAGAAAAGAACAGAACUCACUAUGUCACGGUACCAAGCUAUAUUAACUUAUUAGUAAUUAAAUUUGUGAAGCGUAUUUUAAAUAAACCACAAUUUUAAAA